AUGAAGGAUAAGUCUAAAACGGCCGCCCGGACCCGGAGGGAGAAGGAAAAUGCGGAAUUUUACGAAUUGGCCAAGAUGUUGCCCUUGCCCUCCGCCAUCACGAGUCAGCUUGACAAAGCGUCAAUCAUACGACUGUCCACGAGCUACCUCAAGAUGCGGACAGUUUUUCCUGACGGUCUUGGUGAUGGCUGGGGACAAAGACAAAUGGGACACAGAACAAGGCUCGACAAGGAAUUGGGCUCACACCUGUUACAGACGUUGGAUGGAUUUAUUUUCGUUGUCGCACCAGACGGUAAAAUUUUGUACAUAUCAGAGACAGCGUCAGUACAUCUGGGACUAUCACAGGUGGAGCUGACAGGAAGUAGUGUAUUCGAGUACAUCCAUCCGUCCGACCACGACGAAAUGACCGCCGUCCUGUCCCUUCAUAAUCCCUACCACUCACACUUGUUACAAGAUAUUGAAAUAGAGAGAGUUUUCUUUAUACGCAUGAAAUGUGUUCUAGCUAAACGGAAUUCUGGACUAACAAAUGGUGGCUACAAGGUAAUACACUGUAGUGGCUAUAUGAAGAUUAAACAAUACACUAUGGACAUGGCACCGUAUGAAGGCUGUUUUCAAAACAUGGGUUUGGUUGCCGUUGGACACUCGCUUCCACCCAGCGCCAUAACAGAAAUCAAAAUGUUCAGUAACAUGUUCAUGUUCAGAGCAAGCCUCGAUCUCAAACUUAUUUUCCUCGAUGCUAGAGUUGGACAAUUAACAGGGUACGAACCACAGGACUUGAUAGAACGCACCCUGUAUCAUUACAUCCAUGCCUGUGAUAUUAUGCCUAUGAGAUUUGCUCACACCACCCUGCUGUUAAAGGGUCAGGUGACCACAAAGUAUUACAGGUUUCUGACUAAAGAUGGUGGCUGGAUUUGGAUACAAAGUCACGCAACAAUAGUCCACAACAGUCGGUCCUCCCGUCCGCACUGUAUCGUCAGUGUCAAUUACGUCCUCAGUGAUUUUGAAGCGCGAGGACUUCAGAUACAGCUGGAGCAAACCAUCACGAAAGAACCAUCGCCUUUCUCCAAUAUAUCAAACAGAUCAACGAGCAAGCUUCGCUCAUCCAAGUCGAAAUCUAGACGAUCUCCAUACCCACAUAUUGCUGAAAAUCCAGAGUACAAUCACGCCGACAUGGGUGUGGAGAGAUCACCAUUGGAUUUUAUGUCUGAUCCCGCCACCCAGGAACUGUUGUGUGCUAACAGCGCUCCCCAGUCAGUAUUAGAAUGUGGAGACAAAUUAGCCAACAUGUACUCUCCUCAGUACCCGCAGGGAAUGAUUCCUGAUAUCUACCAGUUGCAAGCCCAACAGAGAUACCUGGACGAGAGACUCCAAUACCGCGAAAACGAAGAGGAGAAAUUUUAUCCGAUGAGGAACCUUGAGGCAUAUCCCGGAUAUAUCGCUCCUCACAAUGGGCAUUGUAGCCCUCGUCUUACCCAUAUCGAUCACCACGAACGGCAAACAAUGUCACCACAGUUUGAUUACAGGACAUCCGGUCCGUGUUCGCGAAGUAGUUCCCGUGACACUACCUUCGGAACUCCUCAGGGAUAUACCUGUCCUUUUAGCAAUAGGUCUGAAUCAUCCGCGUCUGAUGUUGACGUAGUUAGUGACGAAUACGAGAAACAGCAUCAGCCUCGAACUGAUAACCUCCAAGUGAAAUUUGAUAAUAUUUUGGAAACAAAUAGUUUGAAUAUAAAAGAGGAAUCAUACAAGUCGCCAUCCCGGUUGGGUGAACAGACGAAAAUUGUGUCUCCUCUACGUGAUAAUCUUCAACAAUCAGUGAUCAUGCUACGACCGUCCAGAUCUUUGUACCCGUCAGACACGCUAUCGGUGAGGAGCGGGGAGGACUGCUGUCAGUCAGUCACGGAACGUCCUCAAAGCGCAGAUAAACUGUCUGGUCAAGCAGACUUCUCCAAGUGUGCUACCGAGUCUACACACUCGGAAGACAUUUAUGUACAGGACGGUAUCGUAGAUAACGACAAAAUCAUGGACGUUCGAAUGAUGCACGACAAAAAUUUUUAUACGCAAUGUCUUCGUGCUGCAUGUGCUUAUGACAAUUACAAUCAAACUAAUGUGAACCAUACGGCGACAGCCUCCAGUCCUAGGCCAUACACGGUGGGGCCCCAGGCAGGGUACACUAGCGUUAUAGUGGACACUCAGCAAUACCACCUGGCUAAUGGUUACGUACACUGA
Messenger RNA from Ylistrum balloti, 2229 nucleotides. Its product is annotated as single-minded homolog 2-like. Gene Ontology annotation, biological process: regulation of transcription by RNA polymerase II. Gene Ontology annotation, cellular component: nucleus; cytoplasm; transcription regulator complex. The record is from RefSeq and is a predicted model, not a curated record. Lineage: Eukaryota; Metazoa; Mollusca; Bivalvia; Pectinida; Pectinidae. Bases 1 to 2229 code for a protein of 742 amino acids. The transcript has 9 exons. Gene Ontology annotation, molecular function: DNA-binding transcription factor activity, RNA polymerase II-specific; RNA polymerase II transcription regulatory region sequence-specific DNA binding; protein dimerization activity.